Messenger RNA from Drosophila elegans, 1392 nucleotides. It is a transcript of the gene Ama, whose product is annotated as protein amalgam. The record is from RefSeq and is a predicted model, not a curated record. NCBI's taxonomy places the organism in Eukaryota, Metazoa, Arthropoda, Insecta, Diptera, Drosophilidae. Gene Ontology annotation, cellular component: neuron projection. The transcript has 2 exons. The coding region runs from base 119 to 1120 and encodes 333 amino acids.
GCCGAGCUCAGUCACCGCCGCCGCUUCAGUCGAGCUCCGAACGCGAAGUGAAGCACAUUGAACCCACAACAAUCGAGAUAAUCGAAGACACAAACUCAGCAGCAACAUCCUAACAGCCAUGGCUCAUCCGCGGCUUUUCAUUGGCCUUUUUCUGGGCCUGGCCAUCUCGUUGGAGGUCGUCCAUGGAGGCCCCGUGAUCACCCAGAUCAGCAAGGAUGUGGUGGCCCGGGUGGGCGACAACGUCGAGUUCAACUGCACCGUGGAGCAGGUAGGCCAGCUCUCGGUGAGUUGGGCCAAGCGGCCCAGCGACACGGACACCAACUCGGUGGUGCUCUCCAUUCGCAACAUCCUCAGCCUGCCCGACCAGCGGUACAAUGUGACGGUCAGCGAGGGAGCCGCAUCCGGAACAGCCACCUACACGUUCCGCAUCCAGAACAUCGAGGUCAGCGACAUGGGUCCGUACGAGUGCCAGGUGCUGGUCUCCGCCACCGAGAAGGUGACCAGAAAGCUGAGUCUGCAGAUCAAAAUGCCGCCGGUGAUCGCGGAGAGCACUCCGAAGAGCACGCUGGUGACGGAGGGCCAGAACCUGGAGUUGACCUGCCAUGCCAACGGCUUCCCCAAGCCCACGAUCUCGUGGGCCCGCGAGCACAAUGCCGUGAUGCCGGCCGGCGGCCACCUGCUCUCGGAACCCACUCUGCGGAUUCGUUCGGUGCACCGGAUGGACCGCGGCGGCUACUACUGCAUUGCCGAGAACGGAGAGGGUCAGCCCGACCGGCGACUGGUGCGCGUGGAGGUGGAGUUCCGGCCCCAGAUUGCCGUCCAGCGGCCCAAGGUGGCCCAGAUGGUGUCGCACGGCGCUGAGCUGGAGUGCGCCGUCCAGGGCUAUCCCGCACCCACUGUCGUCUGGCACCGGAACGGAGUGCAGCUGCAGUCCGGUCGCCAGUACGAGGUGGCCAACACCGCGUCCUCGUCGGAGACCACCACCUCGGUGCUGCGGAUCGAGAGCGUGUCGGAGGAGGACUUUGGGGACUACUACUGCAACGCCACCAACAAGCUGGGCCAUGCUGACGCCCGACUCCAUCUCUUCCAGACCGUCAUCCCGGUGCCGUCGCUCUCGUAACAUCUGAAUUUCCUUUCCCACGCAUCCCAGACUGGAACGGAGGGCUGGAACUUCAGCCACUCGUCGCGCAUUUUCGGCAAUUCGCCAGUCCGGAUGCGGCCUGUGCUUAUAUUAUUAAUGAUUCAUUCAAUUAGCUCCCAUUCAGACUACAUUAUUUUCGGACACACUCGAGAUCGAGCGACUGUUUGUGCCUUAUGAAUUCUGCUCUCCAUCUGUCGCCGGCUUAUGUAAAACACAUUUUUAUGCUUAAGUAAAUGACGUUCUCUGAUAAA